Letharia columbiana is the source of this 1290-nucleotide messenger RNA. RefSeq lists its product as uncharacterized. Lineage: Eukaryota; Fungi; Ascomycota; Lecanoromycetes; Lecanorales; Parmeliaceae. The transcript is spliced from 2 exons. The coding region runs from base 1 to 1290 and encodes 429 amino acids. The record is from RefSeq and is a predicted model, not a curated record.
AUGGAUGUUCUCAACUCUGCUGCUCCUCCGGACUGUGGUCGAAGAAUCAUUCCAAAAAUCAUCGAUGACAUUGCAUCUAGUGACCCUCAACGUACACUCAUCGCAGUAUGCAAGUCUUCUCGUAUAGAGGAUGGAUUUGUGAACAUCAGCUACAGUGCUUUUGCUAGAGCUGUCAACCGCUGUUCUUGGUGGAUGGAAAGCGAGCUCGGCCGGAGCAAGACAUCUAAGACGGUGCUCUAUUUUGGUCCUUUGGAUUAUCGAUACUACAUCGUAUUGCUCGCAGCUACUAAGACAGGUCAUGUGGCGUUCCUAAGCUCCCAUCGAAAUAGCCUCGAGGCGAAUCUUUCCCUCCUAGACUCAACGCACUGUCAGACCAUGUUACUUGCGACUGGAGCACCAGCGAUGGCUCGGGAAGUACUCGCCGUCCGGCCCUUACAACUCCUCUUGGUACCCGAGAUAGACUACUUUAUGGAUGAUGGCACGGAUGUGGAGAUCUACCAAUGGCAAGGAGCCUUUGACGAGGUGAAGGAUAAAAUCUUCCUGAUCCUUCACACCUCAGGCUCUACCGGUCUUCCGAAGCCUGUCUUCGUCACACAUGGGGUCUUUGCUAGCAAUGAUGCCCACCAACUAAUUCCUUCUCUCGGAGGAUCUCCUACUGUGAUCAAUUUCCUGGCAGGGAAGAGAAUUUUAGUAGCCUUCCCUCCUUUCCAUGCUGCCAAUCUAUUUCUCACAAUGGGCUAUAACGUCUUUUCUGACAUUACAUGCGUCUUGCCACCGCCCGGCCCACCUACUGCGGAUGUGAUCAAUGCAAUCCACCUGUAUGGCGACGUUGAUGGCAGCAUUCUACCACCAUCUACAAUUAUCGACAUCUUCAACACCUCUGAGUACUUAUUGAAUAUGACUACGAAAUUGGAGUUUGUGGCCUACGUGGGUGGAGUCCUAUCAAAGGAAGUUGGUGACUCUAUAUCCUCAAAGAUGAAACUUCUGACGCUGGUGGGAGCAACGGAGCUUGGAUAUCUUCCGGUGAAAGUUACCGAUAAAGCUACGGCCUGGCAAUAUCUCCCUCUCAGUCCGUUCCUAGGUCACGAGUACCGCCAGUCUCGGGACGGCUUGAGUGAACUAGUCAUCGUACGGAAUUCUGGACUUGAAUUGUUCCAAGGGGUUUUCUCAGUCUUUCCGAACCUCGAUGAAUACGCUACAAGCGAUCUUUAUGAGCUUGACCCUACCGACCCGGGAAAUCCCGACUCUUGGUUUUUUUCGAGCAAGGAACGACGACAUCAUCGCCUUUAG